AUGGUGAAUUCGUUUUCAGUAACAUUUCAUGGUUGGUUCGUAGCAAUUAUUAAUACAUAUGGAUUUCAAUUUUUACAAACGACUUUAUUUAUUUUUCAUGGUUCAGUUGUUAAACUACCGCAUCAAAUACCGAGAAGGAUUUCAUCUUAUGUUGAUAUUGUAAGAAAAUUAUGGAAACCUCGUCGAAUGAUCAAUUUUUCAGAUAUGAUUUCAUUAUGGUCUCAACAUCGAUUUCAUGUUGAUUGGAUUUUAUAUACGAAAUUCACUUCAUGGAAAUGA
This is a messenger RNA of Rotaria sp. Silwood2, 279 nucleotides long. NCBI's taxonomy places the organism in Eukaryota, Metazoa, Rotifera, Eurotatoria, Philodinida, Philodinidae. The record is from the annotation of a GenBank genome assembly.